Molecule: messenger RNA, 2525 nt
Organism: Coffea eugenioides
Lineage: Eukaryota; Viridiplantae; Streptophyta; Magnoliopsida; Gentianales; Rubiaceae
Product: F-box/FBD/LRR-repeat protein At1g13570-like
Exons: 3
Coding region: 919-2259 (446 amino acids)
Molecular function (GO): protein binding
Source: RefSeq, a predicted model, not a curated record
GGAUUAUGCAGCACCACUUUUUAUGUUGAUGUUGGCUGCCUGUAAAACUUUGUUAGUAAAAUUCUUUAUCUUUGGUAGUGAUUAAUUAUUUACUGUGAAUCCGCAUGAUCAGUGAAAGAAAUCCUCUUUUCUUAUAAAUUUUUGGCCUUGAUGUUAACUGGUAAGUAUAAAUAUCCCUGAAGUUUCGCUCUUUGAAUUUGUUGUUAAUUUAGCCGCUAUAAUUUAAGAUAUCCUUAGGUGGUAUAACCUUAAUGUUCUUGUUUUCCUUGCUUUUGCAUAAUAUUUUCUUCUUUUUUUCACUUUUCUGGUUGGAAAUGGGAAGAGGGAUUAGGGAACCACUGCACCUGUGUCAGCUUUUAGCUCCGAUGUUCAAGAGCAUAGAGUCCCUUUUACGUGGCUACCAUUAUUCAUGUAAAGGUCGCACAUAUGCUAUUAUAGAAAAUGUGGUAAUGGCGAAAAUGAGACCUGAUCUCUUGACCCUAUGUAAGAUUACUUUCAGAUGUCUGAGGUUCUCCACUCUGCUGUUGACAUAAGUAGUAAAGAUAUUCGCAUUUGGACUCUCAAGGCAAAAAAGUAAUAUUGAAUGGCCUUCUGUAGUUUAAGUCCAAUUACUGGUAACGACAAUGCUGUAUCUGAGCCUAGAAGUGUUGAACUGUGGCUUGAAAGGUUGAAUUUGAUUAAAUUGACAAGCCAAUACCUUAGAUUUAAACCUAAUUGAAGCAUUUUUAUUUAGAAGCGUUAAUUCUUACUUCACUAUCCUGAACUUUUAUAGUUGUUCUGUUGACAUUUUCAUUACAAUAUUCAUCACUUGUUCUGCAACAAUUAGCAAGAAAGGAAAGAAACAUUUAAAUUGGGAAGCAGUAAAUAAAUAAAUGGUGAGUUAAAAAGAGAAAGUUCUUAGCUUCCCAUUUUAUCAAUAUGAUGGUAUUCUUUUUGUUUGGCUCCAUAAUAAGAACCAUGAUGGGCAAAAGUAGUGAAACAACUGCAACUGAAGGUGAUAUGGAAGAUAGAAUUUCAAGCCUCCCAAGAAAUGUUAUCGAUCUUAUCCUAGAUCGCGUGCCCAUCCGAGAUGCUGCAAGAGCAAGUCUUCUAUCAAGCAAGUGGAGAGAUGUUUUGGCUGAGUACCCGCAUCUGCGGUUUAAUCAACAAUUUUCAAAUUCAAUUGCACGAAACAGAUUGCCCUCCGAAUUCAACAAUGACUAUGUACAUAUAGUCAAUAGAAUACUCUUACAACACUUUGGACCUAUCCUGAAAUUUGUUCUUGACCUUCCAGAGCUGCAUCCAAUGAGAUUGAGUGAUGUUGAUCAGUGGAUGCUAUUCCUAUCAAGGAAGGGUGUCAGGGAACUCACUCUUGAUAACUCAAGUUCCAGUCCUUACAAAUUACCUGCUUACAUUUUCUCUUUUUCUGAGCUUACCUAUUUAAAAACAUCUAGGUGUAUUUUCAGACCACCAACUACUUUUGAAGGCUUUGGUAAGCUUAAUCGCCUCAUUUUGGUAGAGGUCACCUUUGGAUCAUCAGUCCUAAAUGUCCCCCAACUUGUCAUUUUGAUCUUAAGGAAUUGCUCUGGUGUCCAUCAUUUAAAUGUGUCUGCUCCACAGCUUCAAAAGUUGACUCUUUAUGAAAAUGAUUAUCUUGCAUUGGACAAUUACAUGAUCUGCAAGAAACUAGCUUAUGUGUAUCUUGCACUUCCAAAUGGAAUUCAACAACAUAGACAGGGUGAGAGAAUCAGCUUACAAGAGCUUUUUGGCUGCUGGAAUACACUGACGAAUGCGUAUUUGGAUGGAAGAUUUCUCAAGCAUCUGGCUGCAGGCAUUAUUCCUGAGAGGCUUCCAACCACAAUGGACUGCUUGAGACAACUUAUGUUGUUUCGUAUUAGCUUUGAUUUGGACCAGACUGCUUGCAUUCUUUGCUUACUGCAGAGUUCCCUCUGCUUACAAAAGUUCGAGAUUUGGAUUGAAUCAGUUGCAGAUAAUGAUGUUACAGUUCUGAAUUAUUUGGAAGAGCCAAGUCGCAUGAACCAAACAAUUGAUGGGCUUCAAACUGUGAAAAUAAGAUAUUUCAAGGGUUCGAAACCUGAAGUGCUCUUUAUAAAGCUCUUACUAGCCUGUUCCCCUUCACUCGAAAAAAUAUAUAUUGAAGAGGAUGAAAAGCUUCGUCUGAAUGAAAGACUGAGAAUAGCAAAGGAAUUGAUGCGCUUCUCACGUGCAUCGACAAAAGCAGAAAUGAUGUUUCAACCAUUAAACUCUGCGUCCACUUAGGAUCUGCUUGAGAAUGUCUCUGUCUUGCCCUUUUCCAAUCUAAAGCAUUCCUCUUAUUCUGGUCUCUCUAAGUUGUAAAUGAGGUCCUUUUUUCUCUGUCUGUUGAUGUUAGUCCUCCAACUGUUUCUAUGGUCUCUCUUAAGUCUAUAUUUUUUGUUUGCAUGUACAGUCUUUGUUAAGUCUUCAGCUCUCAAGUCAUUUCCUGGUUAGUUUGUUGCUCUAAGUGACAUUUCAGCGAGGAUCUUCAUGGCCUUGCAUUGACCUUC